Messenger RNA from Daphnia carinata, 1420 nucleotides. It is a transcript of the gene Ist1, whose product is annotated as IST1 homolog. NCBI's taxonomy places the organism in Eukaryota, Metazoa, Arthropoda, Branchiopoda, Diplostraca, Daphniidae. The record is from RefSeq and is a predicted model, not a curated record. Gene Ontology annotation, biological process: protein transport. The transcript has 6 exons. The coding region runs from base 94 to 1251 and encodes 385 amino acids.
UGUAUUUUUUUAUAUUUUCAUUUGAGGAGUUCACGUCUUAACAUCUCCCACAUAUCUUUGCUAUUGUUUGUAGGAUCUCAGAGAAUAAACAUCAUGUUUGAAAGUGGACCCAAUUACAGCAAAUUAAAAACAAACCUAAGACUGGCUGUCAACCGCCUCAAACUUUUGGAGAAAAAAAACACAGAGCUCGCAUUGAAGGCUCGGAAGGAAAUUGCAGAUUACAUUGCUGCUGGUAAAGCCGAAAGAGCCAAAAUUCGAGUGGAACAAAUCAUUAGAGAGGAUUACCUUGUGGAAGCAAUGGAACUACUGGAAAUGUACUGUGACUUGCUUCUAGCCAGAUUUGGACUUGUGCAACAGAUGAAAACUUUAGAUGACGGCCUGUCUGAAGCCAUAUCCAGCCUCAUUUGGGUAGCCCCAAGGAUGCAGGCUGAUGUGGCUGAACUGAAAAUAAUAGCUGAUCAGUUGGGCGUUAAAUACGGUAAACCGUACAGCUUGGCUUGUCGCGAUAACGCUAUAGGCACUGUUGCACCCAAGUUAAUGCAUAAGCUUAGCGUGCAAGCACCUCCUAAGAUUCUGGUAGAGAAAUACUUGAUCGAAAUCGCCAAGAACUACAACGUUUUCUAUGAACCGGACCCGCAGAUCAUGCGAGAGGCAGCUGCUGCUGAAGAAGCUCUUCUGAUCGACUUCAACGCAACUGAAGCUGGAAAAAUGGGAGGAGGUAAUCUCGGAUGGGUCCAUCCAGGUCAAGCAGCCGGGGCUACUGGAGGCCCGCCGCAAGGUUGGAUGCCACCACUGAAUGCCGGAUUCGCUCCUUUUCCUGGUGGCGCAUAUGGACCAAUGAGUGCCAUGUCUCCACCUCCGCCUUAUGGAUACCCAUUGCCACCGAGUUACCAGCAACAGGAAAAACCGCCGAUAGCCUCAGCUCCUCAUCCAGUGAUGGAAGAAAAGAAAUUACCUUUGUUUAAUAUUCCUCCAAAUAAUCUAGGAACAAACAGUAACGCAUCAUCAAAAGAUAAUUCGCCUACUGGUAAUAGCAAUAGCAAACCGCUUAAUACAAACUUACAGAUAAACCAACAUCCGAAACCGAGUCCGCGAACAAAGAUAAAUAGUCCGACACCAGAUAUGGACCUUCCUGAUCUGCCGUCCGUUCCUCAGGAUAACUUGGCUGGGCCAGGCGAAAAAGACGCGGAUGAUGAUAUUGAUUUUGACGAUCUUACUCGUCGUUUCGAAGAUUUAAAGAAAAAGAAAUAAUACGAAGUCGUCAUCGAAGCUGCCUGAAAAUGCGUAACUUCCAGAUUCGGCGUUACUUGAUAUCUACAGGACAGUGUAGCAUCUCCUGGAAAAUCAGUUAUUGUUUACAGUUUCGGUGUGUGCUUGUCAAUCCUUGUUACAUUUAUCAAUAUAAAUUCCUUACGUUCAA